Molecule: messenger RNA, 5733 nt
Organism: Rattus norvegicus (Norway rat)
Lineage: Eukaryota; Metazoa; Chordata; Mammalia; Rodentia; Muridae
Gene: Lrit3
Product: leucine-rich repeat, Ig-like and transmembrane domains 3
Biological process (GO): regulation of fibroblast growth factor receptor signaling pathway
Cellular component (GO): cell tip; dendrite; synapse
Source: RefSeq, a predicted model, not a curated record
CUGGGUUUGGUGGCUGCAAAUCUUUCUGACCAAACUUUCAGGAGCCUGCGGUGGCAAAAGCAACUGAAGGGAGGCAGGGUUUAUUUUGGUUCACAGUUGGAGGGAAUUGAAUUCAGCAUGGCAGCUGGUCACACAGUAUCUACAGACAGGAAGCAGAAUGACAUCAAUUCUGGAGUUCACUCGCUCUCCCCUUUCAGCCCAAGACCUCACGUAGUACCCACACUCAGGAUGCUUCUUUCCACUCCAGUUACCCCAAUCUAGACAGUUGCUCACAGACAUCACCAUAGAUUUAUUCUCCAGGUGAUUCUGUGUCCUGUGAAGUUUACCGCCAUGCCCGUGAAGGAAGUCUGGCUGUCUCAGCCGCAAAGUUCAAGGCCUCCUCACCAAAGCCCAGAGAGAGUUUUCAGUGUUCUGUAAUCCUCCAGUGGCAACAUUAAAAUGUGUUCCUGGAGAGCUCUGGGGGUUUUGUGCCAGGAGCCCUUGGCUCAUUCAGCCCCCACAGUUAAGCUGCUUACAGAGACAAGGGUCUCUGCUUAGUCACAGAACAGUUAGAUGGCGUGAGACAGUAUCUACCAUAUUACCCAGAGAAUUGAUUACGGGUUCUAGCUUUGAGUUCAUUUCUAACGACAAACAAGGGAUAAUUUCACUUUAACGUGAAGGACUUCAUUGUCGCACUAAUAUUUAACACCAUGUCAAUCAACUAAUCUAUACAGUGAGACCGACUCAGCUUCGAAUCUGGCUCCCUAUAGCUCCUGGGCUUCCUAGCUUGGAGGCUUAUCUCUAUAUCGCUUUGUUCUUCUCAGCUGGUCACAUCCUUCUCCUCUAGGUCAGAGCAUCCAUAAACCUGACAACGCACAGACCUUUUGGUCACUGAGUGCGCAGAGUUUUGCCACCAGCCUAUUUUCCCUCUCUUGAGCUCAAUAGCUCAGAGCUACCAACCUUUAAAAGCCAGAGCUUGCACCCAUCACUGCACCCCCAGCAGGGAAACCCUGGGGUUGUUCUUAAAUCCAGUCUUCAUCCCACCUACACCCAAUCAACCCUCUGUUUCCCGAAACCUUAUCCACACUCCUGUCAGCACACUGGGGUUGACGGUGGCGGCUUGCUGGGACCAUAACCACCGGUGCCCACCUAGAGCCACCAGCUGCCUUCCUGCCGGCUCUAAACCCCUUUGUCAACACAGCUACCAAGAAAUCCCACUAAUCUGUUGAUCUGAUGAGCCACUCACGGCUUAACCUUUCUGUUUUUGCUGCCUGGAAGCUGAACUCGGGCUCUUUAGCCGGGCAUCUGAGGCCCUUCCUCAGCCUCGGCCACUUAGUCCUGAGCAACAGAAAGCGCUUGUGUCUUUCUGAGGUUCUCUUGAAGCUUCACACACACACACACACACACACACACACACUGCACUCUUUCCUGUUUCCCUCUGCUUGCUCAGGAGGGAGCUCAGGUGCCACCCAACAAGACAGCUUUGCCUGACUGCACUGGCUGAACAUGGUGUUCUCUUGUGCUCACUGCAACCAUGUGUGGCUUAUCUUUGUACCUCUAGUCCUCGGUUCCGAGGUUGGCAAGUUCUCGGUAAAUAUUUGGUGAACCAUCGAAUUAUGUAGUCUCCGAACAGCUGUGAUACGGUGUUUUUAAAUUCAGCAAUGUUUUCCAGACUCCAGUUAGAUAAUAAAUUCUAUUGGAGUUUGAUAACGUGUCUUGUAAUACUCUUAUUUUUACAGAACUGGUUCUCUUUUCUCAAGGUUUUAUGGUUGAGUAUGAUAGGCAGAAUCACAGUCUAUGAGGAUUAGAUAAAGCCUUUCCAUCAUCCUCAUGGAUUAUUCAGUGUGUGUGUUUGUGUGUGUAUUUGUGUGUGUGUGUGUGUGUGUGUGUGUGUGUGUGUGUGUGUGUGUGUGUAGGUAGGUAGGUAAGUAGGUAGUUUCUUAGGUUAAAAUUGUAUUCUCUGCAGCUGGGUGGAGUGGUGUGUGCUUUUCGGACAGGCAGGUCUCUUUGAGUUCAAACCCAGCCUGGUCUACAUACUGAGAUAAUGUCUCAAAAAUUAUUUUUGCUAAAUGCUACUAAAGGACUAAAAGCAAUUGACUGUCUGAGAUCCUCCUGUGCAAUCCAACAUGGUAUUGACUGAGGAUGACUUUGAACAUCUGAUCCUCCUGCCUUUACAUUUCAAAUGCUGAGUUUACGGGCACGUGCCACAAAACGCAGUUUUAUGUGGUACUGGAGAUAGGACCCAGGCUUUGUCCAUUCCAGGCAGGCACACUUCUGACUGAGCUGCAACCCUAGCCCUCAGUCCAUCCUUAAAUAGGAUUUUGAUGCCCCAGACUCAGAAUUAAAUAUAGCUUUGAACAGAGGCCAUUACCUUCAUUAGAAAUGAACACUCUUGGGCACAUCUUAUGCAUACCUCAAGGAUCUGGGAGAGACUCGGGACUUGUUCUCACUGGAGCUGUAGCUCUGACACAUCAGGAGUGGGUUGAAGGGUCUUAUGGCAACAGUAUAUAUGUCUAGCUUACUUGGUAUUGGGGAGAUGAGCAAUCUGGGCAAGACUGGUAACUAUAUUUGAAGUAAAUUUGAAUUAAAGUCACAUUUGCUGGUGAAGAUGCAAAAAGAAAAAGGGGACCAUGUCUGUAUAAAGAAACUACUGAAAAAUCUUAGCAUAGGCCAAGAUACUGAUACUUUGUAACACCGGUUCUGUUUUUAAGCCACAGAAGCUCCAGGAAAGUUUUUAAGUUCCAUCUAUAGGAAAGGUGCCUGAGGUGGGUUUCCUUGCAAAUCUAGACGUGGGAGACUAUUGAAUUGACCUGAUGGUUUGAUUUUCACUUCCCUUAGCAAGUGUGUUACUUGGCUGAGCCCACGUUCAAAGGCUGGGCGGAUUGAUCCCCUGCAAGACACUUGAAGGUUAAGUAACUUCAGAUCUCAGCUAAUCCCACUAAGCUGCUGAUACUAAAUGUCGGCCGGCAUUCCCGGUGCAACAGCUUCUGCAUGCUCUUGGUUUGGACCUUACCUUUUGUUCAGAGAGCCACCUUGGAGCUAUGUGGCUCUUUGCCUGCCUGUGCCUUGUGCUUAGCUUCCUGGGAGGAGUGAAUUGUACCUGCCCUUCUCAGUGCUCCUGUGAAUAUCACGGCAGACACGAAGGCUCAGGAUCAAGGUCGGUGUUGUGUAACGACCUGGAUAUGAAUGAAGUCCCAACAAACCUUCCCGUGGACACCGCGAAGCUCCGUAUAGAGAAGACCGUGGUCCGCAGGAUCCCCGCCGAGGCUUUCUACUACCUGGUGGAGCUGCAGUACCUCUGGCUGACUUACAACUCGGUGGCCAGCAUAGAGACCAGGAGCUUCUACAACCUAAAGCAGCUGCACGAGUUGCGUUUGGAUGGGAAUUCUCUGACCGAGUUCCCGUGGGCGUCUCUGCUGGACAUGCCCCACCUGAGGACGCUGGACUUGCACAAUAACAGAAUAACAAGUGUGACAAAUGAGGCGGUCAGAUAUCUCAGGAACCUUACCUGCUUGGAUUUGUCAAGCAACAGACUAACCACACUGCCACCUGAUUUCCUGGACAGCUGGUCUCAUUUAGCGAUGACACCUUCUAGAAGCCCGGACCUUCCACCGAAAAGAAUUAUUCUUGGUUUACAGGACAACCCUUGGUUCUGUGACUGUCACAUUUCCAAAGUGAUCGAGCUGUCUAAAGUCGCCGACCACGCUGCUGUGCUUCUUGAUCCCCUGAUGGUCUGCAGCGAACCGGAGUACCUCCAAGGAAUCGCGUUUCAGAGGGUGGAGUUGGAAAAGUGUCUGAAGCCAUCCGUGAUGAUGUCGGCCACCAAAAUCACAUCUGCUCUGGGGAGUAAUGUUCUGCUGAGGUGUGACGCCAAAGGCUACCCCACCCCACAGCUGAUGUGGACCCGAUCGGACAGCUCGCCAGUUAACGCUACAGUAAUUCAGGAGUCUCCAGGAGAAGGAGUCAGAUGGUCCAUCUUAAGCUUGACUGGUAUCACGUACAGGGACGCUGGGGAUUACAGCUGUAAAGCCAAAAAUCUGGCAGGGACGUCAGAGGCUGUGGUUACUGUGACAGUUGUCGGUGUUGCUACGACCACCCUAUCACCAGAUACUUCAGAAAGAAGCCCUGGAGAGCACCCUGAACAGAACCAUCCCCAGCCUGGAUUAGGAAGAUCAACCCCUCAGUCUAAGUCCUGGUUAUGGCCAGGACUCUCUUACACUUCUUCCCACCCCACUUCCUCAGCCGCCGCUCUCUCUACAUCUACACUGUCUCCUCCCCCCUCCUCUUUGCCUCCCAUCUUCUCAGCUGCUUCUGCAACCACCAGUGUAAGAACCAGCAUCUCAGGAAGCACCGUCAGGACUAGCCACCGGCCACCCCUGCUCCACCCCGGUGGGAAAAGCAACGCAAAGAUAGAGAAGAACGGAAGGAAGUUUCCUCCACUCAGCGCAAGUAAGAAAGAAGAGUUGGCGUUGAUGGAUCAGGCAGCGCCAAUGGAAACAAACAUCACUAUCAAAGACCUCAGGGUGGCCCGCGAAACCGGCGCGAGUGUGACUCUGACCUGGAGCAGUAGCAGCAGCAGCAGCAGCAGCAGCAGCAGCAGCAGCAGCAGCAGCAGCAGCAGCAGCAGCAGCAGCAGCAUACAGGAGUCUGCUGUGACUGUGCUAUAUUCUAAGUAUGGUGAGAAGGACCUGCUGCUAGUGGAUGCAGACUACGGCAAGAACCAGGCGACCAUAAACGGCCUGGAGCCUGGCAGUCAGUAUGUGGCAUGUGUCUGUCCAAAAGGAGUGGGGCCCCGAGAGGAUCAGUGUAUCACCUUCUCUACCGACAGAGUCGAAGGGCGGGACUCACAGUGGUCAUUGCUCAUCGUGGUGACCAGCUCUGCCUGUGUUAUAGUCGUGCCCCUAAUUUGUUUUUUAUUAUAUAAAGUCUGCAAACUGCAGUGCACGUCAGAUCCUUUCUGGGAAGAUGAUUUGUCAAAAGAGACGUAUAUCCAAUUUGAGACGCUGUCACCCAGGUCACAGAGUAUUGGGGAGCUCUGGACACGGAGGCACAAAGAUGAUGGGGAAAAGUUGCUGCUAUGCUCCCGGUCCAGUGUGGACUCUCAGAUGAAUCUUAAAAGCGAUGGCCAUAGAGCGGAGUAUUACUGCUGAGGUUCGACAGGUGAGGUGAACGUGAACAAAGACUUGUGGGAGCGCAGGCUACCGCGGAUCAUCUGUUGGGUGACUUUUGGACAGAUUUCCGGGCCAUCUGUGAGAAUCGCAAAUGGAGUAUUUUUUUUAUAUAUUUAAAAAAAUUUUAGUUGAGAAACAUCUCAACUAAAACAACAAAUGAUCCCGGUUUUUAUUACAGGAAGGGCGUCUGUAUAAAUAAUUUCCCAGUGGUAUUUAAGAAGCUUGCAAUGAUUUUAACUUUAGGGAAAUCCAGUUCCUUAAAUGAAUUGACAAGGAGAUAUCCGAGAUAGGCAAACUCUGCAUUUAAGAAGAGAGAAUAUUUUGAACAGCGGAAGAACAUGAGCCUAGCCAGCCAAGACUGAUUGGCCCCGAAUGUUCAAAGUGCUUUCGGGUUUGCUGUGGGCAUUUGCCGCCAUUGCCUGGUGUGUGACUGCGAUUCUAAUGAAGUUUGUAUCUAGAAAUAGUUUUUUCCCCUCUCAUCAUUUGCAGUUAGAUAUCAUUCAAAUUUAGUACAAAAAAGAUCAUAACAAACAACAUUUUCUAUAGAAUUAGUGGUUUUAGACUGUAUGGGUCUCAUAAUGUG